GAUUCACGGGAUUUCUGCCUCGUCAUUGGUGACGUAUGCGGAAGAGCCGCCGUAAACACCGCCGUUACAAUUUUCAAAAUCUUUGCGGAUGUGUACGGUAUAUAUUUGAUUAUUGCUCCCUUUUUGCUGAAAGAUAGGCAUGGUUUGGCAUUAACUGUUGGUUUGAUUCAACUCCGAACAAGGCAUAAUAUAAACCAGAGAAGGAUUAUUAGGAUUGUGCCGGGAAAAUUUUGAAAAGUGUCGAUGUCAUUGGAGAGAAGGCCAGACUAUCCUAAAGUAAAUUUAAGAAGCUUUUGAGGAUGGAUAAUGAGCCUACAGCCACCAAAGAUGAGGGCUUCCUCUCCAGGAUGGCCCUCAAUGACAACAAGGCGGGCAUGGAAGGUCUCGACAGAGACAAGAUCAAUAGCAUCAUCAUGGAGUCAUCCAAGGGAUCGAAAUUUUAUGAAAACGAGCUGAAGAAAGAUCAGCAGGUGAACCAGCGCAUUGAGAAAAUGAUGCUCCAAAAAGCCCGCAUUACACAGGCACAGCUGAAGAAGGCACAAGCACAGGUUGAAAAGAUGACUUUGGCGCUGGAGAGAAGUCGGGAUUUAAGCCGGGUGAUUGUGCAUGUGGACAUGGACGCUUUCUAUGCUGCUGUGGAGAUGAGAGACUGUCCCGAGUUGAAGACAAAACCCAUGGCUGUGGGAUCUAUGAGUAUGCUGUCAACAUCCAACUACCAUGCUAGAAAAUAUGGAGUUCGAGCUGCCAUGCCUGGCUUCAUUGCAAAGAAACUCUGCUCUGAUUUAGUCAUUGUUCCACCCAACUUUGAUAAAUACAGAGCUGUCAGCGAAGAGAUCCGGGAGAUUUUUGCAGACUAUGAUCCUCACUUCUUACCAAUGAGUCUGGAUGAAGCCUAUCUUGACUUCACGGAGCACUUGCAACAAAGGCAGGCCUGGCCCGAGUCCUUACGUACACAUCGCUACAGCUCCAAGAGCAUCACGACAGCUGAAAAGGAAAAUCCGACCCCUAAAGAUAUAGAAGCAAAGAAGGAGGAGGAUCUUUCUCCAGUUCUAUUUGAGGAAAGUCCAGGUUCCCCGCCUGGCUUGCACGGCUCCAAAGGUGCAAAUGAGGGCUCUGAGUUGUUUGGGACAUGUGUUGAGGAGGCUGUCAGAGAGAUGCGCUUCCGUAUUGAGCAAAAAACAACCCUAACCGCCAGUGCAGGUAUUGCUCCAAACAUGAUGCUUGCCAAGGUAUGCAGUGACAAGAACAAGCCCAACGGACAGUACAGACUCCCCCCAACUAGAGAAGCUGUCAUGGACUUCAUGGAGGAUCUUCCAGUUCGCAAAGUGUGUGGGAUUGGGAAGGUCAGUGAGAAGAUGUUAAACGCUUUGGGAAUCACAAAGUGUUCCCAUCUCGGCCAGCAGAUGGCACUGUUGUCUCUUCUGUUCUCUGAAACUUCCUGUCGGAACUUUAUGGAGGUUUCUCUGGGUCUGGGUUCUACACGUAUAUCCAGACAUGAGGAAAGAAAAAGCAUGAGCAUUGAGAGGACAUUCAAAGAACUGAGUGAUGCAGAGGAGCAGUUUUCUUUAUGCAGAGAGCUCUGCAAAGACCUGGCAGAGGACAUGAAGAAAGAAGGUCUGAAGGGUAAAACUGUUUCACUGAAGCUCAAAAAUGUCAACUUUGAGGUGAAAACCAGGGCACAGACUCUACCGUGCGCCGUUGCUGCAGAGGAGGAGAUAUUUGCCGUUGCCAAGGAUCUCCUGAAAACAGAAAUAGACAAUGAGGGCCCUCAUCCGCUCAAACUGAGGCUCAUGGGUGUUCGAAUGUCGGCCUUUGUCAGCUCGGAAGAUAAAGCGCCAAUGCAGAAGAGCAUUCUGGGCUUUCUUCAGUCAGGAAAGCCAGAGAGCAGCGGAUCCUCUGAAAGGAUGGGAGAACCUUCCCAUAAUCCCUCACAAACAUCACAGCAGAAUGCUACAAGAAAAGAAGAAGUUUUCCCUCAUCGUAGGAAAACAGAGGAAACCCAGAACGGCGGAGAACCCCAACAGUCUUUUUUCCAACGAGCUCAUGCUAAGAGGCUGCAGCUUCUCAUGUCGAGUGUAAACACGCAGGAUGAAGGAUGUGGAGCAGAGGCCUCAGGGAUUCCCUCCAAAGAAAGUGCAGCUGCACUAAACAAGAAUGGAAAUUUAGUUCCACCAGUGUUGGAAAAUAAAGAGUUUCCUGUGGAGGACCGUCCAUCCACAUCUGGAUAUGAACCUCACUCCCAAACUCUGAUUUGUCCUGUGUGCUCCAGCAAAGUGGAGACGACCGAUCUGAACACCUUUAAUAGACAUAUAGAUGUGUGCCUUAAUGUCGCCUCUACAAACCCAAAGAAAUGCGAGCCAGAGUCUGUUCAGGAGUACCUCCAAGAAUGCAGGGAGCUGAACAGACGGCAGAGUGAAGCUGACGAGGAGCAGCCCGUCUCCAGCGGAGUUUGCCCAUGGGGGGGCCAACAUGGCGGCCAGAUUCAAAAGGUUUCCCUGACCCAAAGCGACAGCAAACCCACAACCUCGCAGCAGUGUCAAGGGAAGCGUUCUGACCUUGUUUGCCCCGUGUGUCACCUGACCCAAGAGACGGACGACCUCGCCGUCUUCAAUCGCCACGUUGACCUCUGCCUGAACCAGGAGGUCCUGCACGAGCUCAAAGGACAGGCGGCAUUCUCCCAGAAUCCAUCUGCAGUUAAAAAUAGCCAAAACAUAGCCAGUGGAAAUCUACCAAAGCAAGUGAGCAAAGGCAAAAAUAAGAGACGAGGCUCGCCCUCCUCGCUGCCCUCUAAAAAGCUGAGGAGCCUCGGUCUUUACAACACCAUCGACAAGUUCUUCAGGUGACACUCACCAUGCAGAGCCCCACUUCCUGUUUGGGUGAAGUCUAGAGCCAGCUGGACACGCACUUUAAGGAUGCAAUGGAUUAACACAAGCACUGCAUGCACGGACUGACUCUAAGGCCAUUCUUAAGACUUAUGCAACAUUAGAGAUGAGAGGAUUAUAAAAUAACGAACUAAAUAAUAUUUAUUGAUAAUGUCACCUUUUAAAGUCUUUUUGAUUUUAUGUUUUAUAAAGCUAAUGCUGUUUGAUGAAAGUAAAGUGAUUUUGAAGUUAAUAUUUAUAUCUCAAAUAUAAAAUAAUAUUUUUUAUUUAAUAAAACAAGAGUUUUAUCCUAAAUAGCAGAAAGUGUGAGAUUGCUUUUAUCAUUUAGAUGUUCUGCAUGUUUCCUCCUCAGCUCGAUCAGCUGGGCUGAAAUUGUUAUGGAAUUCUGCAAUCA
Messenger RNA from Oryzias melastigma (Indian medaka), 3276 nucleotides. RefSeq names its product polymerase (DNA directed) kappa (gene polk). Gene Ontology annotation, biological process: error-prone translesion synthesis. The transcript is spliced from 14 exons. The record is from RefSeq and is a predicted model, not a curated record. Gene Ontology annotation, cellular component: nucleus. The coding region runs from base 300 to 2843 and encodes 847 amino acids. Gene Ontology annotation, molecular function: DNA-directed DNA polymerase activity; damaged DNA binding. NCBI's taxonomy places the organism in Eukaryota, Metazoa, Chordata, Actinopteri, Beloniformes, Adrianichthyidae.